UUGGUAUUUUAGUGAGUACAUUUUGUGCCAAUUCAAAUUGUUUAGUGUUAUUGCUUACUUUGUUUAUUUUCUUUGUAUUGACAAAGUCAUAUUGAGUAAUAGUAACAAACACUUUAAUCCAAAAAAAAAAAAAGAAUACUAAUAUAUCAUAUCAAGUGUUUACAUUACUUUGGUCACUCUUUAAAAUUUUUAGGUACCCAAGUAGAAUAGAAUGAUGAUGAAGCUUUCAUCAUAAUUAUUUUAUGUCUUUCGUGUUAGAUUAGUCUUUAGUUUUAUGACUGAUUAUUUUAGUUUUUACUUCUUAAUAAAACUUAUUAUUUUAAUUUAAUUAGAUGGAGAAAGAAAAAAAUAUUUGUACUAAAAGUGAUGUAGCAGUACCACGAGGUAAAGCAAUAUGGAAUUCUGAGAGUGUGAAUUUUUUCUUGGAAUUCUGUAUCAAAGAGGUUGAUGAUGGACAUCGUCCUACUACUUAUUUAGAUAAAAUUGGAUAUCUAAACUUGAUUACAAAUAUGAAAAAAGCAACUGGAAGAGAUUACACUAGAGCCCAACUGAAAAAUAAGUGGGAUGGAUUGAAAAAUGAAUGGAAGCUUUGGAAGCAACUCAAGGGAAAAGAAACUGGUUUAGGAUGGAGUAUGCAAAAGAAUACAAUUGAUGCAACUGAAGAUUGGUGGAAUAGUAAAUUACAGACUCAUCCUGAUGCUGCAAAGUUUCGCAUUCGGGGAAUUGAACCAGAGGUAGAGGAAAAAUUAGAUAGGAUUUUUAUGAACACUGUUGCUACAGGAGAGCAUGCUUGGACACCUUCAUCUGGAAUAAUUCCAUCUGAGUCUGAAAAGCCUUUUAAUGAUACUGAAACCUUACAUGAACAACUUGAGAGCAGUGAUGAUGAUCUAGAGACGCCUAAUAUUGAUAGAUUUUCUAAAGAGAAAAUUAGCAAGAGAUCAACCGAGCCACUUGAGAAACAAAAUAAAAAGGUGAAAAAUGAAAAAGGGAAAAUGAAGAAGACAGGGCCUGUAAUGAUAUUUGAACAAAUUGGUCGCCUUGCUGAUGCCGUGGAGACAAGAAGUAGAAAUAUUGAAAUAGCUAGAAAGGAGAAUAGUAUUGCCGAAGUUAUGAAAAUAUUAAAUUCUUUGCCUGAAAUCGAAAAAGGGAGCAGCUUGUAUUUAUUUGCAACUCGCUUGUUUAUCAUGAAAGAGAAGAGAGAGAUGUUUGUUUCAUUGGAAGAACCUGAGUUGAUGCUUACUUGGCUCAGGAAUGAGUAUACUCUGGAAUACUUAUAAUGCUUAAAUCACGCCGAAUAGUAGUAUUUAUUUUCUAAACUUUGUGUUAUGACUUUAAUAUAUGUUUGUUAUGUUAUUUCUUCAAUUGUAUUUGCUCUCAAGACUUGGUGUUAUUACUAUUUAAAAUAAAUAUGCUUUAUUAUUUUGUUUACUUGUAUUUGCUAUGAAAACUCUAUGGCUAUUUGAUA
Messenger RNA from Cannabis sativa, 1465 nucleotides. RefSeq names its product L10-interacting MYB domain-containing protein-like. The coding region runs from base 333 to 1277 and encodes 314 amino acids. The transcript is spliced from 2 exons. The record is from RefSeq and is a predicted model, not a curated record. Lineage: Eukaryota; Viridiplantae; Streptophyta; Magnoliopsida; Rosales; Cannabaceae.